AUGACCAUCCCAGAUGAAUAUGAUAUCAUUGUCUGUGGUGGAGGAAGCACCGGGUGCGUGGUGGCCGGCCGCCUCGCCAAUCUCGACCACAACCUCCAGGUCCUGCUGAUCGAAGCAGGCGAGGAUAAUUUGAAUAACCCAUGGGUUUACCGCCCGGGAAUCUAUCCUCGGAACAUGAAGCUUGAUUCCAAGACCGCGUCUUUUUACUAUUCGCGGCCCUCAGAGUGGCUCGACGGACGUCGCGCCGUGGUGCCUUGCGCUCAUGUUCUUGGAGGAGGUAGCUCGAUUAACUUUAUGAUGUAUACUCGCGCAUCUGCUUCCGACUAUGAUGACUGGGAGUCGGAGGGCUGGAAGACCGAUGAACUCCUGCCCUUGAUGAAGAAGCACGAGACAUACCAGCGUGCUUGCAACAACCGGGACCUUCAUGGCUUCGAAGGACCGAUCAAGGUCUCAUUUGGAAAUUAUACCUAUCCGAUCAUGCAGGACUUCCUCCGAGCUGCAGAGUCCCAGGAUAUCCCUAUCACAGAUGACUUGCAGGAUCUGAAGACUGGCCAUGGAGCUGAACAAUGGCUGAAAUGGAUCAACCGUGAUACUGGACGGCGCAGCGACUCUGCCCACGCAUACGUCCACAGUACUCGAUCCCAAUACUCGAACCUGCACCUCAAAUGCAACACCAAGAUUGACAAGGUUAUCAUCGAGAACGGCCGCGCAGUGGGAGUCGCGACUGUCCCGACAAAGCCCCUGGCAGGCCACAACCCACCACGGAGAAUCUUCAAAGCCCGCAAGCAGAUCAUAGUCUGUGGCGGCACCCUCAGCUCUCCCCUCAUUCUCCAAAGAUCGGGAGUCGGUGACCCCGAGAAGCUUCGACGGGCUGGCGUGGAGCCCCUGGUGAACCUACCGGGUGUUGGCCGCAAUUUCCAAGACCACUACCUGACAUUCUCUGUCUACAGAGCGAAGCCUGACGUCGAGUCCUUUGAUGAUUUCGUUCGCGGAGACUCCGAAGUCCAAAAGAAGGUCUUCGAAGAAUGGAACAUCAAAGGGACCGGGCCCUUGGCGACGAACGGCAUCGAAGCUGGCGUGAAGAUCAGACCCACCCCCAAGGAACUGGAGGAGAUGAAGACCUGGCCGACCAAUGACUUCUACAAGGGCUGGGAGAGUUACUUCAAGAACAAGCCCGACAAGCCUGUGAUGCACUACUCCGUCAUCGCCGGCUGGUUCGGCGACCACAUGCUCAUGCCUCCUGGCAAGUUCUUCACUAUGUUCCAUUUCCUGGAAUAUCCCUUCUCCCGCGGCUUCACGCACAUUCAGUCCCCCGACCCCUACGAAAGCCCCGACUUCGACGCGGGCUUCAUGAACGACAAACGCGACAUGGCGCCCAUGGUCUGGGGCUACAUCAAGUCCCGCGAGACUGCGCGCCGCAUGAGCGCCUAUGCCGGCGAAGUCACCGGCAUGCACCCGCACUUCUCGUACGACUCGCCCGCCCGCGCGUUCGAUCUCGAUCUCGCCACAACCAAGGCCUACGCUGGCACCAAUCACCUCAGCGCUGGAAUCCAACACGGCUCCUGGUCUUCCCCCCUGGAACCCGGCUCCUCGCCCACGGCCACCUUCCUCAGCUCGAACAAACAGGACACUCGAGAAGAGAUCAAGUAUACAAAGAAGGAUAUCGAGCAUAUCGAGAAAUGGGUCCAACGCCACGUCGAAACAACAUGGCACUCCCUCGGAACCUGCAGCAUGGCCCCGCGCGCCGGCAACUCCAUCGCGCCCCAGGGCGGCGUCGUCGACGAGCGACUGAACGUCCACGGCGUCCAGGGUCUCAAGGUCGCCGACCUGUCGAUUUGUCCCGAUAACGUCGGAUGUAAUACCUAUAGUACGGCGCUGUUGAUUGGAGAGAAAUGUGCCGUGUUGACGGCGGAGGAUUUGGGGUAUCGAGGCGAGGCGUUGGAGAUGAGGGUCCCUGAGUACCAUGCGCCUGGGGAGACGAAGGGGCUGUCCAGACUGUGAUUGAAUUGAUUUUUAUUUUCUGGGGGACUAGGGGGUUGAUUAAUAGGGUAAUACUGAGGGUGUCAGCUAUCCGAGGCUCUGGUGCUAGUGUC
Aspergillus homomorphus CBS 101889 is the source of this 2093-nucleotide messenger RNA. RefSeq names its product GMC family oxidoreductase. Gene Ontology annotation, molecular function: oxidoreductase activity, acting on CH-OH group of donors; flavin adenine dinucleotide binding. The record is from RefSeq and is a predicted model, not a curated record. The transcript is spliced from 10 exons. NCBI's taxonomy places the organism in Eukaryota, Fungi, Ascomycota, Eurotiomycetes, Eurotiales, Aspergillaceae. The coding region runs from base 1 to 2001 and encodes 666 amino acids.